This is a messenger RNA of Aphanomyces invadans, 1078 nucleotides long. RefSeq lists its product as hypothetical. The record is from RefSeq and is a predicted model, not a curated record. The transcript is spliced from 3 exons. The coding region runs from base 25 to 936 and encodes 303 amino acids. Lineage: Eukaryota; Oomycota; Saprolegniomycetes; Saprolegniales; Verrucalvaceae. Gene Ontology annotation, cellular component: plasma membrane.
AAAAAAUCUUUCGUCGAGGUACGCAUGUCGCGAAAGCACAAGCCGUUCGGGACCGCGGGGUCGGCGAGUGUGCUGAAUGAACAUUCGCGCUACUACGAGAAGAAGGGUAUCAACCGGCAAGACAGCGGCGUGACACCUGUGUCUCAGAAGAGUGUCCGCGAUGCCGCCCAAUUGAAGCUACUUGCGUCGGUCGGGUUGGAUCUAUUUCGUACCGGGUUGGUUGUGGACAACACAAAGCCCCUUCCAACGGAGGCGCGGCACCCUUCGAUUGCGCCCAACUUGGUAUCGAUUCCUGAAGGCCAACAAGUGGCGCUACGAGGACGGACUCAACACUCGCAUGCAAUCGUGUUGCUCGAUGGCCCAGUGUCGGCGAACCACCCAGGGGUGUGGCUUAGUCAGCGCAUUGAAACUGCCCUCCCCUUGUACCAUGCCAUCACAGAACAGGAAAAAGCAACGUGCUACGUGAUUCCAUUUGGUGGGGACGACAGCGAGCAGAGCUUGAUUGAAGCCGAAGUCGCACGAAACCAGCUCAUCCAGCGCGGCAUUUCGCCCCAUCAUAUCGUCAUGGACUGCAACUCGAGCAACACCAUCGCGAACGCCGUGUCCCUCGUCCGCGUGCUGCGCCACCUCCGUCUGUCCGUCGUCCGCGUCGUCGCUUCGUCCUUCCAUCUCGCGCGCAUCCAGCACUAUUUGGACCGCAUCUUGGGUUCGUGCCACGACAUGAGAUUCCUUGUGUUUUACCACCCGACUCCGCUCGAUCAUUUGAGCCGCCAGCAACUGGCCGAGAAGGAGGCUCACGAACAAGCGGUCAUAAUUCGCACCCAGCAAGAUCUCGACGACGCGGUCAGGGCCGUUGCCAACACGCUGCCGUUUGCGCAGCACACGCACUUCCCGACAUUGCCGCCUUCAGGGCCAGCCCGACAGUUUUACACGUAAACUGCCACGUAAUCUCUUCCAUUCAUUUCGGACGUUGGAUUACGUGGCAUGCAAGUCGUUCCAUGAGCUGUGGAUGUGCAAAGACAAUGUAUUCUCUGCCCGGUUGAGCGGCCAUUGCAGUGGCGCAACAUCUUAUUCCUGC